ACUAUGGGUCUUAAUCCCCCAUAGACUUUUACUUCUAUUUGUCAAGUAAAACAGGGACUGAACAAGAAAGUGAAUUGUUGUCCGUUUUUUGGCAAAAUCAAAAAAUUUUUGGUCAUUUGACACGUUGACCAAUCACAGAGCUCUCGGACCAAUUGCAGUUGGAUGACGCAAUCACUGUUUGAUGGUAACUUUUCAAAACAAGAUGGCGGACGAACGGGAAGCUGUUAAUUCAACUGCAAGACCAAACAACGAGAAUCCAAACAGGAACGCCUCUCACGAUUUGAAUUAUCAAGCAUGGAUGCAAUAUUGGGAGUAUUAUUAUUCCUCGUACAUGUAUCACUAUACAAAUUAUUAUUAUAUGGCAUUGUGUCAAAAUCAAACAACUUUGCAAAAUCCUCUUUUGCUAAAUCGCAAUGUUGGCACUGGCAGCAGUUCUUUAAAUGGUUCAACCGUUGAUCAAGCAAAUCCUCUAAAUAAUAUUCCUGUUGGAAGAAAUGUAAACCAACCAAAUGAACGAUUUGAGUACAAAAUAGCUCCAGUUGGAAAAAGGGUUAUUGCAGAAUUCAUUGAUUUUGUUUUCCUAUAUUUCCUGAAAUAUGUUCUUUGUUUGCUCUUCUACAAGUAUCCAGAUCGAAUCAAUUCUCAGUUUCAAUACAUCCUUAUAAUCGAUGAUAAUACCAGUAUUAAGGAUCUUGAAGAUGUCAUAUUGCAAGCCUUGAUUUAUCGAUUUAUUGUCUUUCUUUAUGAGACCCUCUUUCUUGCCAUGGCAUUUCCAUGUAAAAUAGGAGGAGCAAGUUUAGGAAAGUAUAUGAUGGGAAUAACAGUUGUUCUUUAUUCAAGUAUGACACCAAUUGAAGGACAAAACCUGCGUCAGUUUACUGGUAAUGCUGAUAGAAUUUCACUGUGGCAAUCUUGUGCUCGGUCAACGUUGAAGAACUUUAUGAUAACAUUUUUCUUUCCUGUCAUAUUUACAACAAUGUUUCUUCAAAACUAUCGUACUCCUUAUGAUUUUGUUGCAAACUCUAUUGUGAUUGAUGCCAAUCCAAAGCGCUUAGUAGACCAAGCACCUUAAUUCAUAUGAUCACCAUAAUGUAAAUGCAACAUGUUUGCCUUCUAAAUUAAGUUGUUAUCAUUUUGUUUCUGUAUAUAUUUGUGAUAAAUACUUAGAAAUAUAAUAGAUCAGUAUUUAACAAAAUGUAACUGUAAAACAGAAGUGUAUACUAAAGUUAUGGUUUUCUUUGUAA
Molecule: messenger RNA, 1244 nt
Organism: Xenia sp. Carnegie-2017
Lineage: Eukaryota; Metazoa; Cnidaria; Anthozoa; Malacalcyonacea; Xeniidae
Product: protein FAM8A1-like
Exons: 5
Coding region: 182-1072 (296 amino acids)
Source: RefSeq, a predicted model, not a curated record